UGGGGUAACCAGUAUUAACCUUGAGUUAACCAGCAUUAACUCUGGGGUGCGGUGUGGAUUAACCAGUACUAACUGUGAGAUAACCAGCACUAUACCCGUCAACCACACUAUCCCUGUUAACCAGCUCUAACUGUGAUAUAACCAGCACUAUCCCCAUUAACCAGCUCUAACCGUGAGAUAACUAGCACUAUCCCCGUUAAUCAGCACUAAACCUGAGAUAACCAGCACUACCCCCAGUAACCAGCACUAACCGUGAUAUAACCAGCCCUAUCCCCAUUAACCAGCUCUAACUGUGAUAUAACCAGCACUACCCCUGGUAACCAGCACUAACCCUGAGAUAACCAGCACCACCCCCGGUAACCAGCACCACCCGUAAUGGACGUCCCCCCCCCCGGACCGAGCAGCGUCUGCGGGGGAGGAGUCCCCGGACCAGGACCACACCCGAUUGGACCCGUUCAGACGAGGCCCCGCCCACCCGUUGCUCCGGUGACGCUCGCCGAUGGGCGUCACUUUCACCCAAUCAGCAUCGAGCGGCGGCCGGACGGGACCCGGAGCGGGAGCGGCUGCCAUGAUGUCCCAGGUGUUCGUCCUGUCGUCCCGCGGAGACCAGCUCAUCUACAAGGACCUGCGCGGUGAGGAACAGAAGGACGUCAUCGAUGUAUUCUACCAGAAGGUGACGGCUCUACCCAGGGACCAGGCCCCUGUGGUCAUGCAUCACCGGGGCCUGCAGUACAUCCACCUGCGACAGAACACCCUCUACUUUGUGGUAACCACCCGUUCCAACCCCUCUCCAUUCACCAUCAUCCAGUUCCUCAGCAGGUUGGUCGGUCUCAUCAAGGACCACUGCGGAACUCUGAGUGAGAAAACCCUGCGGUUAAACUUUGCCCUGGUCUACGAGCUCCUGGACGAAAUGUUGGAUUAUGGGUACAUCCAGAGCACAUCGACCGACGUCCUGAAGAACUUCAUCCAGACUCAGCCGGUUGUCUCCAAACCCUUCAAUCUCUUUGAGCUCAGUAACAUUGGUCUGUUUGGAGCAGACACACAGCAGAGUAAGGUGGCGCCCAGCAGUGCCGCCAGUCGACCCGUCCUGGCCAUGCGGAGUGAACAGGGAUCGAAAACCGAAAUCUUCGUCGACGUCGUCGAGCGUCUGACGGUGGUGAUCGGAGCCAAUGGGAGCCUCCUGAAAGCAGACGUACAGGGAGUGGUGCGCCUGAAGUGCUUCCUACCCAGCAGUACGGAGAUCAGGAUUGGGUUAAAUGAAGAAUUCAGUGUUGGGAAGGCCGAGAUCCGAGGGUAUGGCACCGCGGUCAAGGUCGACGAGUGCAGCUUUCAUCAGUCGGUUAAACUUGAGGAGUUCGAGACCAACCGGAUCCUGAGAGUUGUUCCACCCCAGGGGGAGAUGACCCUGAUGCAGUAUCAGCUGUCGGACGACCUUCCCACCUCCCUCCCGUUCCGACUGUUUCCCACUGUGGACAGGGACCUGAACAGCAGGCGACUGAUGGUGUUCCUGAAGCUCCGCUCCGAUCUACCCCCAAAGAGUCAGGCCCUGAACAUCACGGUGCAUCUGCCGGUGCCCAAGGGGACGGCAAGCCUCUCCCAGGAGCUGAGCAGCCCCGAUCAGUCUGCUGAGCUGGUGGCUGACACCAGGUCUGUGCGCUGGCAGAUCCCCGCCUUUCCUGGAGGUUCACAGUUCACGGCACUGUUCAAGCUGGAGGUCCCUGGACUGAGUGCCUCGUCGCUGCUGGAGCUCGGUCCUGUCUGCAUGCAGUUUGAGCUACCCAUGACCACCUGCUCAGGGCUGCAGGUCCGAUUCCUGCGCAUUACUGCCCUGCAGCCUCCGUUGCCUCAUCGCUGGGUCCGAUACGUCACACACAGCGACUCCUACGUCAUCCGCAUCUGAACUUACUGGUGUGCUGAUGGGAAUCGGUUUGCAGAGGAGCGAAAUUGUCCAGGACUGUCCAAGAAUUGAUCCCUGUCAGAGUAAGGAGGCCACUUCAUCAGCCAGUCACUGGGCAGUGCUGAUCUAUCAGAGCGAAGUUGCCUGGGCAGUGAUCACAGGCAUCACUGUGAGUGACCCUUUCCUCCAGAGCCAAUUCAUGUGGUAGCACAGAGGGUUCUCGGUGAAUUACUGGGACAGAGAUGGUGACUCCAUCAUCGCUAUGCUUUCAGAACAAAUGUACAAUUGAUGUAAAUAAGAAACUUUGAGUUAGAGUGUGUGCAAUUAGUAGAAUCUAUGGAGGGUGGACACUAGAGACCAAGAGCACUGAAGCAUGUCCGCAGAUGACAAAGGCACAAGGACUUCAGCAGCAGAUCAGGUGAGGAAGGGCAGCGUUAGAAAGGGGCAGCUGUGAGGGGGAAGAAAUGUGCUUGAGAGGUUUGAGGGAGGAACGUGACAGCGUAGGUGUUUGGCAGAUGAGACCAUAAAUAGUGAAGUAAUUAAAGUCUUAGGGGUACCAGAGGCCAAAAAUGGAGAUGAGCAGAGACCUUACAAUUGUAGGGCCAAGAGGAGUUGCUGAAAUAGAGGGCAAGGACAUGGAGGGGUUUCCAAACAAGGAUCAGAACUGAGCUGUUCCUUAACUGGGGCCACUGUCAUUCAGCGAGCGUGGCUGAGUGGGACGAUCACGUACAGGCAGCAGAGGGUUGGACGAGCACGGGUUUAUGGGGGACAGAAGAUGGCUGGGAUUUGGAAUGAACAAGUUCAGAAGUGACCAAGGUGCAGAUAUGGGUUUGAGCAGCAGGUCAGGGGUAUGUUCUGGAAGUUCAGCUUGGUGUCAUACAACAAACAGGCCCUUUGGCCCAUGAUGUGCUGAACUAAUUGAGCUAAUGGUGCCUAAUUAAACUAAUCCUUUCUGCCUGCA
Pristis pectinata (smalltooth sawfish) is the source of this 2858-nucleotide messenger RNA. It is a transcript of the gene ap4m1, whose product is annotated as adaptor related protein complex 4 subunit mu 1. The record is from RefSeq and is a predicted model, not a curated record. Lineage: Eukaryota; Metazoa; Chordata; Chondrichthyes; Rhinopristiformes; Pristidae. The transcript is spliced from 15 exons. Gene Ontology annotation, biological process: protein targeting; Golgi to lysosome transport. Gene Ontology annotation, cellular component: clathrin adaptor complex; trans-Golgi network; cytoplasmic vesicle. Bases 500 to 1900 code for a protein of 466 amino acids.